CAGGUCGUUCGACGUGACUCGCACAAGGCGGGGGGUGUUGAUUUCUACCUGCCGCGCCGAGCGGCCCUUGCACAAGGCAAACGCAGACACUGGUGCAGGUUCACCGAUGGUGCCCAGACAGCAGGUGUGAACCAUCGGGACGGGGGUGGGGGGGCAAUAGGAGCCUAUAUAAGAAAAAGCCCCAAAAAUCGGGACUGUCCCUAUAAAAGCAGGAUAUUUGGUCACCCUGGUUUCACCAGACCCAAUCCUGGCGCCCUUCUGGCCGCAGGCAAAGGGGGCUGGUUGCUGCCUGCCGGGAGGUGGAGGGGUUCAGACACAGGACCCCGCAACUCGGCACCAAGUUUGGGCAGGAGGCAGAAGACUACAACUCCCAGCAUGCUGUGGGGUGCUACCGAGGGAGGUGCAUGUGGGUCUGAGCGCAGCUGGAGGAAGGCUGGACCCUGUGGGCUCCCGAAUGACCCGACCGUACCCUGCCGAAAGAGAAGAAACUGCUGCGUCCAGCGAAACGGCGCAUUCGUCGUGGACACGGCUACCGCGCUGCGGGAUGACGGCCCCAGGGAAGCUGCGGGUGGCGGUGAUUGGGGCAGGAGCAGCCGGACUGUGUGCCACCCGCCACCUCGCUGCCCACCCCGAGUCCUUCGCGCCCCCCGUGGUGUUCGAGGCGUCCGGCCGCGUCGGGGGCACCUGGGUCUAUACCGAAGAGACGGGGCAGGGGCCGGACGGGCUCCCCAUCCGCUCCAGCAUGUACCGGGACCUCAGGACCAACCUGCCCAAGGAGGUGAUGGCGUUCCCCGACUUUCCCUUCGACCCCUCGCUGCCGUCCUUCCUGCACCACUCGCACGUGCUGGCUUAUCUGGAGCGCUAUGCCGACCACUUCGGGGUCCGAGAGCACAUCAGGUUCUCGUGGCUGGUGGAUGCCGUGAGCCCGGCCGAGGGCGGCUGGGACGUCACCGCCUGCCGGGCACAGGACCGGACGGUGCGGAUGACCGAGCGCUUCGACGCUGUCCUUGUCUGCACUGGUCACUAUGCCGACCCCUUCGUCCCCCCCAUCCCCGGCCUGGAGACCUUCCCAGGCCGGCUGCUGCACAGCCACGAGUACCGCUGCCCGGAGCCCUUUGCGGGCCGCACCGUGGUGCUGCUGGGGGCUGGCCCGUCCGGCAUGGACCUGACGCUGCAGCUGGCCCCCAUGGCCCGGCGGGUGAUCCUGAGCCACCGGCAGCCCCCACUGCCCGGGCUGCCCGGGAACCAGAGACCGUUCGAAACCCCGGUGCAGAGUCAGGGCAGCAGACAAAACUCCUUCGAUGCGGCCAGCCGGGAGCUGCGCUGCUGUGAAAUCUGGCCCCACAAAACCCUGGCCUGGCCCAACCUGGCCAGUGGGCUCGGCUGGCCGAGCCGGGACUCUGGGCUUCAGCCGCUGCUCCAAGUAGAAAUGCCCGAGUGA
Messenger RNA from Chelonoidis abingdonii (Abingdon island giant tortoise), 1441 nucleotides. RefSeq lists its product as uncharacterized. The record is from RefSeq and is a predicted model, not a curated record. Gene Ontology annotation, molecular function: flavin adenine dinucleotide binding; N,N-dimethylaniline monooxygenase activity; NADP binding. NCBI's taxonomy places the organism in Eukaryota, Metazoa, Chordata, Testudines, Testudinidae.